This is a messenger RNA of Homarus americanus (American lobster), 4750 nucleotides long. Its product is annotated as eukaryotic translation initiation factor 3 subunit A-like. Gene Ontology annotation, cellular component: 90S preribosome; nucleus. The record is from RefSeq and is a predicted model, not a curated record. The transcript is spliced from 7 exons. Bases 67 to 2340 code for a protein of 757 amino acids. Lineage: Eukaryota; Metazoa; Arthropoda; Malacostraca; Decapoda; Nephropidae. Gene Ontology annotation, biological process: maturation of SSU-rRNA.
CCGAGGCACGUAGAGGAGUCCGUAUUGUUCCAUGCUGCUGAACCUUCACAGUAUCUUGCAUGUGCAAUGGACGAUCAAGGUUCUUCUACACUUACUAAGCUAAUUCUUAAUAAUUUUAUAGUACAGAAAAGACCUCUGGCACGACAAGGAAAGGAUCAUGUGAUCAAGAAGCUCAUAAGGCAGGCCAAGAAGUUACGUGAAAAGAAGACUGAAGAUGAUAAACAAAAAGAGAAAUUUCAGCAUAAGGCUGAGAGGCUUGUAGAAGAAGUAAUGGCCCUUAAGCCCAUGCGUCCUGAUGAUGUGAUAAAGUUUGUCCUCUUGAAUAAGAAGUCAUUUUCUUCAGUCUGCAAAAAUCCAAAAGCAAAGAUGGAGGAAAGAGCUCUGUGUCGUCUUGCAGAGCAUAAAGGUAUUAGCACUGCCAUCAGUAAAUUACGUGAGCAGUAUCCAAACUGGAAUGAAGAGGUUCCACUUAUUAUAAAGGGCCUGGGUAUUCUUCAUCGAGAAAAGAAGCUUAAGAAACUAAAGAUGAAGGGCCAGUUGGAGAGAUAUCUGGAGAAAGAGCGGCAAAGUCUCCAACGUCUGCAAGAACUGACGGACAUUGAUAUUGACCCACGAAUCCUCCAGGGAGUAGAUCCUGCAGGCAAGACGGGGGGAAAGAAGAAGGCCAGCAGCAGAAGUAGGAAGAGGAAGAGAGAGAUGAACUUGAAUCUUAAGUCAGAAGAUGAAGGAGUGAUAAAAAGAAAGGGAGUGACAAAAACAAACAAGAUACAAAAGACAAAUCAAGGGAAGAAGAAGGAUAUAAGAGACAGUAGGAGUGAUCUAGGGGAGAGCAUGGGUGACAUGGAAGAUGGAACUGGAGACAAUGAUGAAAGUGUAAGUGUAGAAAUGAAAAGGCAAAUUAGAACAGAAAGUACUCUGGACGACAGUGAUCAGUGUAACGAGGAAGAAAGCGAUGACGAGGAGAAAGAGCCAGCAUUGGGUGGAGAUAGUAGUGGUGGUGAGGAUGAAACUUCAGAUUUUGUCGUUGGUGCAUCAGGGAAGAAGCUUAAAGAAGAGAAGGGUAAUGAUUCUGACAGUAAUGAAGAAAGCAUCAGUGAAGGAGAAGAAUCUGAACACGCCAACUCUGAUAGCGAUUGUAGUGAAGAAGAGAUGCGGAAAGUGUCAAUGAAGAAGAAACUUAUAAAUGCAAAAUAUCCUACUGUUAAAAAGAUUCCCAAAACCUCAGGGACUGCAGAAGUGAAGCGGUUGGACCUAACAAACAUGACAGGAACAAUUGAUAAAAAGAUUCAGAAACCCUCAAGGACUUCAGAAGUGAAGCAGUUGGAUCUAACAAACAUGACAGGAACAAUUGAUAAAAAGACUCAGAAACCCUCAAGGACUUCAGAAGUGAAGCAGUUGGAUCUAACAAAUAUUAAUGGAAUAAUUGAAGGAAGUGAAGCUCAAGCCAUGUCUGAUUCUGAGGAUGAGGAGAACUUAUUUAGCAAGACAAAACCCAAGAAUGUGAAAAAAAAGAAAAGAAGUGAUUUCUUCCUUGGAUCGGGAAGAGGUGGUGAUGGUGGAGAAUCAGCUGAAGGAGAUUGGGGAUCAGAAGGGGAAGGUGAUGAGGAGUCUGAGGACAGUGGCAUCAUAGACACCAGCAAAUUCUUCAAGAAAAAUUUAUUCAGGAAAGACGAUGGUACGAGAGACACUGAGAGGGGACGAGGUGGAAGUAGAGGAUGGGGGAGCGACAGAAGUAGAAGAGGAGGCUUUGGAGAUAAAAGAGGAAGCUUUGGAGAUAAGAGAGGAGGCUUUGGAGAUAAAAGAGGAGGCUUUGGAGACAGAAGUGAAGACUCAGAAUACAGAAGAGGGGGCUUUAGAGACAAAAGAGGAGGCUUUGGAGACAGAAGUGGAGGCUUUGGAGUUAAAAGAGGAGGCUUUGGAGACAGAAGAGGAGGAUUUGGAGAUAAAAGAGGAAGCUUUGGAGACAGAAGAGGAGGCUUUAGAGACAGAAGUGAAGACUCAGAAGACAGAAAAGGAGGUCCAGGGGACAAAGGUGAAGACUCGGGAGACAGUAGAGGAGGUCAUGGAGACAGAAGAGGAGGUCGUGGUGACAGAAGAGGAAGCUUUGGAGACCGAAGAGGAGGUCGUGGAGGCUCAUUUACACAGUUCCCAUGGAAAGGUAAUCCUAACAUGAUUCCUCUGGCAAGCAAAGAUGAUGGUCCUGCAGCACCAUUGACAGGUGGAACAUCGUCAACAGACAACAUGCAGAAUAUCCACCCAUCGUGGCAGGCUAAAUUACGUCAGUCAUCUUCCAUCACCCAGUUCCAGGGGGGACAUAUUGUUUUCAAUGAAGAUGAUUAAAUCCAUAAAUUUCCUCCUAAUGGUAAAUAGUUUCAAGUUGUUAUUGUAACUGAUAUGUUUGUUAGAAUUUUGUGAACACGGGAGAUAUUCCCUAGAUAGCUAUGACAUACAGUACAGUAUUUUGCAGGUUUAUAAGCUACUUUGCCAAGGUGUAUUUAUAGAAAAACUUGUACAGUAUAUUACUGUAUAUAUAAAUAAUUAAAGUAGCUUUGUGAAAUCAUUUUAUUAUUAAAAGCAUCGGUUGGCAGUAUCUUUUGGUAUUAAAAUUUUUCUAAACAAUAUAAUUUUACCAAAAUAGCAAGGAUUUUUAUCAUACUGUACUUAUUACUAUAUGUACAGGUAUAUUACAUAUGAGAUUGUAUAUCCAGCACUGUUGGUUCAAUUGGACACAACAGUAACAUGCCUAAUAAUUUACAAAGAUGGUUUUACAAUGAGUCAUGACCUCAUACAUUAAAAAUACUUCACAUAUGAACUGGAGUCAUCAAGUAAAAUUUGCAUCUCCAUUCAUUACACAUUUUCACGCACAAGCUGUUCUCACUACACAAUCACAGAAAUAUUGGUGCUAACACCCUUAAUGUAUCCAUAGACUCCAGGCUUCUAAUAAAGUUUAUUUGUGUAUCUAAGAACACAAAUGUGAAGCAAAUGUACAGGGAGAUUUAGGUGACAGCUACCUCCAUUGGCUGGUAGUGUUAAUGACAUGCAUUUUCUGAUAGAGAAAUCAACCGAUUUUGCUAAUCUUUCAAACUAUCAUAAUGUGUACAAUGUACCUGAACAAUAAUUUUGACUAAUGUGCCUACAACUGGUAGUCACAACUCUGUUCUGCCCUGUUAAACCACACAUACACUUGUCAUUGUCAUCUCUCAUAGACUCUUAUCCACAUCACUGCCAUUACUCACUCCUGUGCAUCAGUUGCACCCAAAGAUCAAGGAGGAACAAAUUAUGUUAAAAAAAAUAAUAGAAAGUUUAAUGCACACACAAAACAGCUGCAAGCAUGUACAAUACUGUACAGUUCCCCAUCCUCCCUUAGAUAUAGUAUAACAAGGUUAUUGCUUUCCUCUCCACAAGAGAGAUUGGCACAUCAGAAAGUUUAUAUGAAGUUGAGUUUUCAUCAGUACUUGGGAACCAAUAUUGUGUCUUUAAUGGGGAAUGAUUUGUGUUGUUUUACAACAGUCCUUUCUUAACUCGAGUACAAACUACACUAAUAGAUAUCAUAUCAUUUUACCCAUGCCUUUCUUUUUUCUGUACAGUAUAUUAGUGUCUUCCCUUUGCACCUCCUUCCUUACAAAUAGUCAUCAUAGACAUUUACCCCCAGUGUUAUCUUUUACUUUAGGGUUACAAGUAGUCAGAAAUAUAUAAUGGGACCGACUGUGUCUUUCCUAACAGAUACCAGCUCAUGUUUUUUGUAUUAUUGUACUGUAUAUUGAAUCAUGGGAUAAAACAGACUGAAGGACCACCAGCUAAAAUAACCAGGUCUUGUCAGGCGUCUUCUUUAAAACUGUGUGUGUGAUGUGUUUACUGUGUUGUCCCAUCUGUAGUACUGGGAAGAAUUUCAUACAGCCUGUUGUGUGAAGAUAAUUUUACAUUUUAUUACAAUAUGAUUGAUUAUUAACAUACAAAACUUAUGUAAAGUAAGGCCUGUUUCUAAGUAUAGCACCAGAUAAAGAAAAGUUAAAAAAAAAAUUCGUAUCUCUGAACAGCACAGUACUAAUUAGUUAAGAACUAUAAAUUCAAGGAAUAACAUUCAAUUAGUCUUUCAAAAUUCCAACAGUCUAUAAAAAUAACAAAUCAUUCACCUGUGACUACAUUCCUAAUGAGACUACUUUGGAGAACAGAUCCCUGACUUGAUCAAUAACAUCAAGGUGUAGAAUGAUUACUGUAGAUUACUAAAUGGCCAGUGAUUGACCCAUCAUUUACCAUGAGUUCCAGCCACUUCCAGCAGCCUUAACAGCCAUCACAAGUCUUGUGGUUGCUUAGUGGGUCAUGCCAAUAUAUCAGCAAAGUGCAUGCCAUUUCUCUUUUCAACAUAUAUUAAAUGCAGAAGAGAAAAAAUCGAGCAAUGAGUUCAUUGGCAUCACGUGACAUCUCAAGUCCAACCAAUCAACUUUUAUGUACAGUACUGAGAGAUGCUAAGGUUCCCAAAUGUUUGGCUGAGCUUGGUUGAUGGAUCAAUGAAACAGGCUCCCAGUCUCAGACAGUUCAAUUACUGAAUGAGUUCUGUAUUUAACCUAAGUAAGAAUCAUGAAAAGUUUCUAAAUGUUAAAUAUCAAGUUCCUCUGAUAAAGUUUUCAGCUUGGCAUCGAGGCCGCCCUUUUCCAUCUCUGGCUCGUGCUUUAGGAUCUCUGAGGCUUCUUGCAGAUGCUUCACAGCUUCUGUCAUGUAGUCCUGGAAAAUAAAAAUGGUGUGAUAUUUU